AUUUAGAGGAUCAGUUUACCUGUUUUCAGACAGCUGGUUCGAUGCCCAGAACUGAAUGCUGUGCUCCAGCUGUGGCCUCACCGGUGCUGAAUAGAGAGGAAGAGCCACCUUCAUAGCUUACAUGUGAUUCCUCUGCCUAUACAACCCAAUACUGGAUUUGCUUACUUUGGCAAGAUAGCUGCAUUGUGCACUGUAUUUAAUGUUACGUGUGCUGUAACCCUGGGUCUUUCUUCGCAUUGCUGCCGUCAAACCCUCAGUCCUGCCAAUCUAAAACUCCCGCCUCUGUUUACCUGCCCUUCUCCCCGUGGACUCCCCGUACAUUCAUCCACAAUGAAUGUCAUCUUUUUAUUUUCUGAUUUUCUUUUACUUUAAUCUUAAACUCUGGCAAGACUUUCACUCUGUCCUAUAAAUUUUUAGCUGUCAGCCAAUUUCCCCCCUGCUUCGGUAAUGGAACAUCCCUCAGGCUUUUUCUCUGGUUCUUUUCCGGUUGUAGCCCUGAAACCCAAGCAUUUGUAUGGUGAAUUGAGUAAGCAUUCGCCUGGCGUUUCUGAUCGUAUACUCGGAACAACUCUGGUUUGGCCCCUUGAAGUUGUUGUGCUUGCUUAGUUCUUUCUAGAUUUCCUUGACUCCUCACUGCCUCUGUUUGGGUGGAUAGUAUAGUCUUUACAGCGCCUCUCCAGGGAGACACUAUCAGCUGACCAGAGAGGUUUCUCACCGUGAGGAAGUUAACUGUUAUCUUUUAAUUGAAUAGUGUUUAGUAGUUUUAAAGUUUUUCCAAUUAGAGAUCAAAUUGCUAUACAUUUCUGAGAUGAGUGAGGUAAAUGAAAGAAGUGAAGUGAGAUUUUUAAAUGUCAAGCAGAAUGUGGUUCACUAAGAAAGCCAAAUGGUGUAUCUUGUUGGAUUUGGUAGCUGACUCAAAUGGGAGCUGCAGUCUCCUUUUUCCUGGACUCUGGAGCAUCAUGAUCUCUGAUUUAGAGAAGGUUUUUAGUUGGUUUAUUUAGGAUUGUUGAUCCAGCCGCCCAGUCUUUUAAUUAUAUGCUUUGAUUAAGCAUUUAGGGGAUAAUGUAUUGUAUAAUCUUUUCUGUGGGUGGUAAGAAUUGGAAGGUCUCCAAAUGUCCUUUUUAUCUAUGUCUGAGCUCUCAAGUGAGUCCUAGUGGGUCUAAGGGUAGCAGUUAAGCCACUGUUUGAGUUCCCCUCCUCCCCACCAUCUUAGGGGGUGUGCCUCUUUAAACAGACUGUCCUUGGAUUUUUGGUAUUUAUUAGACCUACAAGAAAUUGCUUAUAUGUAUUUACAUCUUGAAGGAAGGAAAGUUGAUUUGGAAAUCUUUUUAAUGUUAUUCCAGUACAACAGAUUAUUAUCAUGGUUUUAGACAUUACCAAACACAUUGUACUAAUUGUAAACCUGCGUUACAGGUGUGCACUGCAAGUAAAAGAUGUGUCUAGCGGUCAGAGAUCGAUGAUCUCAGCAUUCACAUUUGCAUAACCGAAGAAAAUUGUAAGCUCAAUUUGCUGGCUUUGGAGAAAUGUCUUUUCUCUGGUUUCUCUCCACAUACAUUAUCAAAAUUUGGUGAAUUUAUUUUUGAUAAAGAGAAUAUGUGUUUGCAGUUAUAGGGAGAAAUUGGUAGGUUUUCUUAUGCCUUUGACACUUCUUCGUAAGAGUGGCACCCUUCUUUGGCUUCUGGGGUAACCCUUAGUGACAUCUAAGUGGACUUUGCUGUGCUGUAGGCAGCCAGUAAGUGGUGAGAAGGACACGGUUUCCAUCUCCAUUUAUGGUCUUAGGAGGGGACAGAGUUGGGACUCUAUUUACAGUUCUUGGAGGAGUCCAGAGUGGUUGGGGUGUUCUUGGAGGCAGAAACUAGACAUUGUAAGAUAAAAAUAAAUUGUCAGGGGCUGUUUGUAAUUCAAAUUCCAAUCUCUGAGGAGGGCAGAGGGUGCCGGGAAAGGGGAGUAUGUGUGAAGUCAAAUGAGAUUUGCAGUGCUUGUCUCUUCUGUUGAGAGAUUUGACCAUGACACACAUUUUCCAAGUUUACUUUUCUGGAUUGUUUUUAGAUGGUUUUGUCCUAUGGGGUCACAAUUCUCCGUUACAAAAAGAAAGCCAAGAUGAUUGGUUUUUAGAGGGUUUAUAAGAAGCCUCAGUUUUAUGUGAGGAUCAUUUGAGGUGGUGGGGGAGAUGCUAUCUCAAUGAAACGGACAAUGGGCAGAUGCUUGUUUGGGGGUCUGAGGCUGCAGGGCGGGUGACCAUGUCUGAGGGAGGCAGACGAUCAUGUCUCAUGCUUUUAUUAUUAUUAUUAUUUUCCCAUUUGGAUUUCUGGCCUCAGAGCCCAGAUUUUAGAGUGUUUAAGGGAGUGUCUUGUAGAUUGUCAGCUGUGAUUUAAAGAUCCUGCACUUCAUGGAGAGCCAUAACGUUUCAGACUUGUUUUAAUUUGGUGAGACUAGGUCAUAUAUUGGCUUAUGGAAGGCAAUCUCUCCUUUAGGAGAGUCUUAUAGUGUUGAUAAUGCUUAUACAUUAUGUUAGAGAUAAACUAGUUUUAACAGUUAAGUUAGAAAAUAUUAAGGAGCCACUAGGGAAAAGGAGGUUUUGUCUCAAGAAAAUUCUGAGUGAAGUCCUGUGAAGAAGAACAAUUGGAAGGAAGAAAGGAAGGCAGAGAGCAAGUAGAGCCUGAAUGUGACUGAAGUUUUAAGCUAAGAAUAAGUUCUUGAUGUAUCUUUUAGCUUAUCAAGUAACAUAACAUGAGGUGUACCAUUACAUUCAGGAAAACUGGGCUAGCCUGAAAUGUGAAGUGGAAAUAAAGACCCUAAAAAGCGAGAGAGUUGAACAAGGCAACGAGGUUAUCCAGGUUUUUUCUGGGAGCUUGCAUAAUGGUAUUUAUUUGCUGUGUGCCAAGUGACAGAGAAAGAAGUGAGAUGACUCCCUUCCUCCCUUCCCUAAGAAAGACUGUUGACCUUGUUUGUUGCUGUGUUCAGCUAGCAAUUUGAUUUGGUAGAUUAGUAAAAUUUAGGUAUUAAUGUACUUGUCGUUGUGUCUGAGACUAGGGAGUUAUGACAUUAUUGAUUUGAUUUCUGCUUAAAUUGUAGAGUUUUUUUUUUUUUUCUUUUACCAUGACAGAGUGAGUUAGGAAGGAAAAAAGAGUCAAUAAGUGAUCUGCUUUGUCAGCUACUUUGUCUAGGCAACUGUUUUCCUCUGUUCUCCUUAACCAAGAGUAAGGAAGAUGUUUUUCACUUGGGGAAAUUCUUCUUUCUGUCUUCCUUCCCUCACGUUUUCCAAAUUCUGGGCACCAUAGCAGCUUUCUCUCCUGUGGCAGGUGUGCAUCCUAUUGGCUGGCUGGUAUUUCUUUUUUUCCUCCCCCUUACCCUUUUUAAGUGGGGGAGGGGGUAUAAAAUAUGUGUAUGGGGUACUUGCAAUAAUGUUGUAAUGUUUCUUGUUGUUUUAAUUGAUAAUUGCAAAAUAAUUGUUUGAUUAUAACAUGUUUGAGUAAAUGCUAAAUUAGUAUUUUUCUAAUAUAAUAAUUUAUUUGAAAUCUAGCAUUCCUGUAACAAUGUGUCUGUGUUUGUCUGUCUGUGUCUGUCUAAUAGUAAUUAAUAUCUGUGGUCCGUAUCUGGAGGAGGAAGUACAGCUUUAAAGGAAUAACAAAAGACUUUGUGUCUUAGACCCUUCGCAGGUGUUACAGUCGGGUGAAAGAACAUGGUGUUGGGAAAAGAAAGAGCAGUUACACAUUUGAACAGUUGGAACAGGUGUUUGGUCAGGGAGGAUGGGAUGCUCAGCCCUGCCAGCCUGUACUUAUUAACAGUAGUGGCUUGUACCAGGAGCUGGAGUCAGAUGGCAGCACUAUGGAGGACUAUUCACAGGAGGACUGGGGAAACCACAGUCAGGAUCUCCAUGGCUAUCCAACAGAUCAGGAAUUGGAUGAAAUGCCAGUUUCAAAGAGAACAUUAAAAAUAAAACAAGAGUCUUCUGAAGAGGCACAGAAGCGAGACACCAUGCAGAAUAUUGUACAGAUACUGGAGUCGGUGCAGUUGAAGUGGGAACUGUUUCAGAGCUGGACAGACUUUUCAAGGCUCCACCUUUCCAAUAAAUUGGCCAUUUUUGGAAUUGGCUAUAACACCCGCUGGAAAGAGGAUAUCCGUUACCACUAUGCCGAGAUCAGCUCACAGGUGCCCCUUGGCAAGCGUCUUCGGGAGUACUUCAACUCUGAGAAACCCGAGGGACGGAUCAUUAUGACCCGAGUGCAAAAAAUGAACUGGAAAAAUGUUUACUACAAAUUUUUAGAGAUCACCAUUAGUGAAGCUAGGUGCUUAGAGCUGCACAUGGAAAUUGACUGGAUACCCAUUGCCCACUCCAAGCCAACUGGUGGGAAUGUUGUUCAGUAUUUAUUACCAGGAGGGAUUCCUAAAAGCCCAGGCCUGUAUGCCAUUGGCUAUGAAGAAUGUCUUGAGAGGCCUCUCUCACCAGAUGUGGAGCGCCAUGCCCUGGACCCCGGAAAAGAGGGCCGGGUUGACAUAGAAACCCUCUCGACACAAGCCUCACUGCAGGUGGAGGUCGAACCCACCCGCAUCACCUACUGCUACCUCGGAAUUGCUGAAGUCAGGACUCUGCAGCAGUGCUUGUUUCUACAUUUCCAAGCAAAUACCAAAACCUUCAGUAAAGAUUGGGUUGGUAUUAAUGGGUUUUUGUCUCAGAACUGUAUUGUGGAUCCUGGAGUUUCCCCUAAAUCCAUCUAUAUCAAAUUUGUAGAAGUAGAAAGGGAUUUUCUGUCCGCCGGCUCAUUAGUUGAGUGCCUGGAAAAAGCCAUUGGAUACCCCUUAAAAUUUAACAACUGAAUGUCAUCCUUCAUAAGGAUUUGGGCUUGUGCAUUCUUCUCCCUUCUUCCUAUUACCCAAACUACCCCACAUCCAGAUGCUGCCAUCGGACUCUUCAUGGGAGCUCUUUCCACGAUGAGACCAAUACAACCUCUAAAAAAAUCACAGUAGACUCUGGGCAGAAAAAGCAGACCUCACCUGAAAUGCUCAUUUUGAGCAAGCAGGUCUUGCAUGGUAGGUCAGUUCUUUUUUAAAAAAAGAAAACAUCAAUUUUUAAAUGGAUUUUAGAGCCCUGAUAUAAACAGAUGUAGGUACAUUCCAUAUUGGACAAAACUUAUACUUUGAGUUUCAUAUGAAAUUGAAAAUUGUAUUUUUUUCACACUAUUUCAUUUUUACACAUCUCUAUAAGUAUUAUUUACAGCCUUGAAUAAAUAAGCAAUAGAUAGUGACAAGUAAAUUUUGAGUCACAGUUAAUAAGGCUGUUUUUCAGUAUUACCUUUAGCUACUAUUGUAUAUAAUUUAGAAUUUCAUUUUUCACCAACCAAGCGUUUUGCUAUUUCCAAUCAGUGUUGCCUGCAAAGACUUUGUUUAUGUGAUGUACAAACUUUUAUGGUUGUGUUGACAUUUAAACUAAAAAAAGAAAAAAGAAAUUAAAGGAAUUCCUGACCUUUUG
Molecule: messenger RNA, 5470 nt
Organism: Meriones unguiculatus (Mongolian gerbil)
Lineage: Eukaryota; Metazoa; Chordata; Mammalia; Rodentia; Muridae
Gene: Msantd2
Product: Myb/SANT DNA binding domain containing 2
Exons: 4
Coding region: 3829-4818 (329 amino acids)
Source: RefSeq, a predicted model, not a curated record